CGGAUCGAUCGGGAUGAGUGGAAAUAGCUUUUUUGCACGCGUGUUUCAAACGUUCGAAAUGUUUUGAAUUUUGAUUGAAUCUCGAUUGAAUCGGCCAAAAUGCGAUUUUCCUACAAAUUCAACAAUGUUCUUGGUUCAGUCUAUGAUCAUGGUAAUUUGCAAUUCUUUCCCGAUAGCAAUUGUUUGCUAAGUCCAUGUGGUAACAAACUUAUUGUUUACGAUCUGAAAAAUGGUAAAUGUCAAGCGUUACCGUUCGAAAUUCAAUUCAACAUUUGUCGGAUAGCUCUCAGUCCGGAUGCUGCAAUUUUGUUGAUAGUAACCGAAAAAAAUCAGGUAAUGAUCGCAUCAUUACUUGGCAAUGUUAUACUUCAUCGUAAAGAUUUCAAACAUAUUGGUGAUCAAAUCAACGAUGUUCAAUUUUCGCCCGAUGGUAAAUAUUUUGCUAUUUGUGGUUCGAGCAAAGUACUUGUAUAUCUUACACCCGGAUAUAUUGGCCAAGGCAAAGGGCGACAGUUGUCCGGAUUUAAAAUCCACAAAAUGAUUCAACCAAGUCACGAAGAAUCGGUAUCGAUUGCAUGGAACCGAACAUCACAACUGUUGUUGAUCACAAGCAAAGAUUAUUCAAUGCGAAUCUAUCCUAUCGAUCGAAAGAUUGAUCGAUUCGGUGAUUUCAUCACACUUACUGCUCAUAACGAUCUGAUAAUUGGUGCGUUUUUCGCGCAAAGCAAACCUAAUCCGUUGAACAUAUACAGUAUUAGUCGCAAUGGUCAACUAUUCGCAUGGAAUUGUAAUUGGAAUGAAAUCGACAACGAUGCCGUGGAAAAAUUGAAUUAUAAAAUUUCCGAAAAGAAGUAUCUGUUUGAAGAUUUAAAAGAGAAAAAUUCCGGCACACGAAUCACAGCUUAUGGCUAUGAACCGAAAGCACGACUUAUGCUUGUCGGCUAUAAUGAUGGCAGAUUUAUGUUGUACGAUCUGGCCGAUAUGAUUCUGAUACAUUCACUGCAAUUGUCGAACAAAACACCCAUAUCGACAGUAUCUUUCAAUAGUAAUGGAGCGUGGAUUGCUUUGGGCAGUUGUCCUGGUUCGGGCAAUAAAUAUGAUUUUGAUAACGAAGUUUCCACUCAAACUCAAUUGAUCGUAUGGGAAUGGCAAUCCGAAUCGUUUAUUUUGAAACAAAGUGGCUACUCGAAUAGUGUUACCAAUUCAUAUGAAUGUUUAGCAUAUUCACCGGAUGCUUCAUUAUUGAUCACUGGUGGUACUGAUGGUCGUCUAAAAGUAUGGAAUCUUUUUACCGGAUUUUGUGUGUCCAUGUUCAGCACUGAACAUAAAGGUCCAAUAACCGCUGUAGAAUUUGUACCGGGAAAAGAUGGAAAAGUUUUCGUAACAUGUUCAUUGGAUGGAACAGUGAAAGCAUUCGAUUUGAAUCGUUAUCGUUGUUUUCGAACAUUGGCUGCACCAAGUGAUUCGAAACCGGCACAAUUUAUAUCGCUAGCCGUUGACAAAAUUGGUGGUGAUUUUAUUGCUGCUGGUUCGCAUAAUUUUUUCGAAAUAUUUCUCUGGUCACUCAAAACAGGCAGAUUGUUGGAAAUGUUAACAGGUCACGAGGCACCUGUUUCAUCGUUGAAAUUUUCACCCAAUUCGAAUACGUUGUACUCAUGUUCAUGGGAUUGUACGGUACGAAUUUGGAACCUAUUCGAAGGUGCGAAACAUACGCGAGAAGUCAUCAAAUUGGGUAGUGAUGCUCUGUGCUUGGAUAUUCGUGAAGAUGGUCAUGAAUUUGCAGUGGCCACAUUGAACGGAACUAUAUCGUUUUUUGGUGCCGAAUCUGGUGAUCAAUUGGGAAUCGGUAUCGAAGGAAAAAACGAUCUUGGUCGAUCUCGAUACCAGGGUGAAGAAGUGGACGACAAGUAUAAAUAUUUUUCCACAUUUUCCUAUUCGGUUGAUGGUGAAUAUUUGAUUGCUGCUGGUCGUUCGAAAUAUGUUUGCAUCUAUAAUGUAAAACAAAAAUUGCUAGUAAAACGAUUCGAAAUCUCGAAUAAUUUAUCAUUGGAUGGAUUCGCAGAAUUCAUUAGCAAACGAAAAAUGCAAGAAUUUGGAUUCGAUAUGGAUCGUAUCAAAUAUCGUGAUGAUGAAUCGAGCUUUGCACCGAUCGCCUUACCCGGUGUAAUCAAAAGUGAUUAUGCUGAUCGACAAUUGAUGCCAAUCAUUGCCGUCAUGCAGAUUCGUUUCUCACCAACGAUGCGUUCGUUUGCUUUGGCAUCCACUGAAGGUGUUCUUUAUUAUUCCAUCGACAAUACCACCACAUUCAAUCCAUAUGAAUUGGAUACAACAGUAACGUUGGGUUCGUAUCGUGAAAAUCUUCAAAACAAACAUUAUGCCCAAGCACUGAUGCAGGCACUUAAAUUCAACGAUUGGAAUCUAAUACAAGAGUCGCUGGAAAACAUUCCUCCCGAUCAGAUUGGUUUGAUUACAUCGACAUUAUCGCUGACGAUGGUCGACCGAUUGCUUAGCCAUCUGGACAAAGGAUUCGAUAGGACGGGCCAUUUUGAAUUCUAUCUUAGAUGGGUCGAAUCCAUAUUAAUACAGCAUGCAUCUGCCAUGAAAAGUUAUCUUUCCACUGAACAAACGACCGCACUUAGGCGAUUGCAUCAGACAUUGAAAAACAAACAUCACGAUCUAGCCAAAAUUGUAAAAUUGCCGGGUCCAGCGCAAGAUAAACCGAAUGUUUAUGAUUUCGGUACCGCAUACGAAUAUAUGUACAACGAUCUGUUGAACAAGGAUAAAAAUCUUUACACCCAAAAUGGCAUACUUCACAUGCUUGACCGAAAUCGACGCAUCAAACUGCACCCGGAAAAAUUUCAAACUUGUCGUGAUAAAUUCGAUGUCAUUUUUACCUGCGAAGAACGUGUCUACGAUCAAGUAGUGGAAGAAUUGAAUUUACGGUCGCCGCUCGAUUACAGUACGGUUCACAUAAUAAAUAUUGAUGUGCAAGAUAAUCACGAGGAGGCAACUAUUGGUGCUCUGUUGAUGCUCAAAAUGGCUCAAUCAUUGGCCCAAUCCAAAGAUCUCGACAAUGAUAUUGACGAAUUGUUGCAGGAAUUCGAAACAACCAUCAAUCGCCCUUUGCUUCAUACGAUAGCAUUCCAAUAAAUUCACUCAAACAAUUCAUUCAA
Dermatophagoides pteronyssinus (European house dust mite) is the source of this 3173-nucleotide messenger RNA. RefSeq names its product periodic tryptophan protein 2 homolog. Lineage: Eukaryota; Metazoa; Arthropoda; Arachnida; Sarcoptiformes; Pyroglyphidae. The record is from RefSeq and is a predicted model, not a curated record. Gene Ontology annotation, biological process: ribosomal small subunit assembly; mRNA processing; maturation of SSU-rRNA from tricistronic rRNA transcript (SSU-rRNA, 5.8S rRNA, LSU-rRNA). Gene Ontology annotation, cellular component: nucleus; small-subunit processome; Pwp2p-containing subcomplex of 90S preribosome. Gene Ontology annotation, molecular function: phosphoprotein phosphatase activity; protein binding.